UUUUAUCUUAAGACACCAUACUUGACGCAUAAGUGACAAACACGGUGUCUCGUCGGGGUUUUCACGCAAGUUUCACGUGCGUGCAGUGGUUUUGUUUGGUUUGCGUUUGUUGAGUUGACUUGCUAGAUCUUGUCAAAAGUUGCUGUGAUAUACAAUGCUUUCAGCGAGAAUACUUCAGAGGAUUAUCGCCACUAAUGCCACCUGGCCAGGUGGGAUCACGGCCGCGGCAGCCAUUCUUCUCCCCAGCCGCAGCCCAUCCAGCGUACCCGAGCUCGGCCCGACCCGGCCGGCCGGUGUGAGGGCCAUGUCGUUCCUGCCCCCGACCGGACCGCGCCGAUGGCCGCUGUACAACGAGCAGGUGUUUCCGCCGACCGGAGCCGACGAGGCGCCCCGACCAGCCUUCGUCUGCCACGUCAAAACGAACGUGAAAUACAGCACCAAGAAGAUGUGGUACAUCGCCUCAAUGAUCCGCGGGAUGAGUAUCGAGGAGGCGCUGAAGCAGCUGCAGUUUGUCAACAAGAAGGGCGCCCAGAUCGUGUCUGAGGCACUGAAGGAGGCACAGGAGAUGGCCGUCCGCGACCAUAACGUCGAGUUCAAGAACAACCUCUGGGUCGCUGAGUCGUUUGCCACCAAGGGUCGUGUGCUGAAGGGUCUGCGGCGGCACGCGCGGGCCCGUCCGGGUAUCGUCCACUACCGGUACACACACUACUUUGUUCGCCUGGAGGAGGGCGCUCCACCUGAGCAGUACUACGCAGAUGCACCGCUGCCACCCGAGGAAAUGCUCAAAAGGUGGCUGGAGCAGCGCCGGCAGAGGACCAUUACCCACUCGCUGUGAGAAACCGGCCCCCGAACUGAUUGUGAGAGUGUUGACGUGCCCAGCGGUCGCAUAUUUUGUGCGAGUGAACAUUUUGUGACGUGUGUGAUGAUGAGGAAGUUCUAGGUACUCUACGAACAGAGAUGACCGUUUUUUUUAGGUGUCGUAAGUGAAGUGAGUCGAUACACUUUAGUCGUUGUCCGGAAUGCAGGACAACACAUUUUUGCUUUCCCAAUAUGUGUUGCUUUGGUGAAAUAGCAUCUAGAAAGUCAGUUGCCAACUACGAGUAUAUGUAUAUUUGCAUAGAACACGUAACAGCAAUACAGCGAGCGACAAACAACA
Messenger RNA from Amphibalanus amphitrite, 1156 nucleotides. RefSeq names its product 39S ribosomal protein L22, mitochondrial-like. The coding region runs from base 155 to 835 and encodes 226 amino acids. Lineage: Eukaryota; Metazoa; Arthropoda; Thecostraca; Balanomorpha; Balanidae. The transcript is spliced from 5 exons. Gene Ontology annotation, molecular function: structural constituent of ribosome. Gene Ontology annotation, biological process: translation; ribosome assembly. The record is from RefSeq and is a predicted model, not a curated record. Gene Ontology annotation, cellular component: mitochondrial large ribosomal subunit; ribosome.